Messenger RNA from Anneissia japonica, 1392 nucleotides. RefSeq names its product nuclear receptor 2C2-associated protein-like. The transcript has 4 exons. The coding region runs from base 100 to 528 and encodes 142 amino acids. The record is from RefSeq and is a predicted model, not a curated record. NCBI's taxonomy places the organism in Eukaryota, Metazoa, Echinodermata, Crinoidea, Comatulida, Comatulidae.
ACAAGAUUGAGAUUGAGGUAAUUGUUGUCGAUGAGUAGGAUUAGCUUAGGCCUCCUAGCUCUAAACUAGUUGUUUGUUUGUUUAUUGGUUUUAUGUCAAAUGUCGAAAAGUCUCAUAACUCAAGAUAUUAAAGUCAGGGUUAGUUCUGUGUUAAACCGGGAUACAAAACAAUUCGGAAGGAAGUUCUUAUUUGAUGGAAAUGAUGAAACGUGCUGGAAUUCAGAUGAGGGCUCUCCCCAGUGGGUGAAGGUGGAGUUUCCAGAAACAGUCUUUCUAACAAGUAUACAUAUGCAGUUUCAGGGUGGAUUUGUGGGUAAGACAUGCACUCUGGAAGGUCAGAGUUCAGAUGAAGAAGAGUUUGAUUUGAUAACAGAAUGUUAUCCAGACGAUUCUAAUGCAUUGCAAAUAUUUCCUGUCAAAGACUGUGAAGCAAUAAAACGUCUGAAGAUAACUUUUAAAGAAAGCACAGAUUUCUUUGGUCGAGUCACUGUCUACAAGUUAGACAUUCUUGGCUAUAUUUCAUCAUGAAGAAAAAAACUUAUUCAGUAACUGUAAGAUAGACAUCUACACAUGAAGAAUAUAUCAAGAAUGACUCAGGGAUAAAUGUACUAAUGUAAGGGAAACAAUUUUGUCGAGUCACUGUCUACAAUACGGGUGGCAUAAAAAAGCAGUUAGAGGGCCAAAGUAAAUUUUUGAUUUAACAUUGUGGGCCGCACCCAUUUACAGUGUGCUUCCAAAAACCUUCAUUCUCUGCUUUUAACUUUAUUCUCAGUUUUAACAUUGCUUUUUACGGAUGAUCGGUGUCAGGCCAUAAAAACAAGGUGUUUUCUAGUCAUAAAUGUUUGGCGGGCCGCACACAUACGGUUUUUAAUUCAUUUUUGCAGGCCGCAAAAAAAUUCACUGCCAGGCCUCAUGCAGCCCGCAUGCCGCGCUUUGCCCACCUGUAGUCUACAAGUUAAACAUUCUUGGCUAUAUUCCGUCAUGAAGAAAAAUACUUAUUAAGUAACUGUAAGAUACUGUAGAUGUCUGCACAUGAAGAAUAUCAAGAAUGACUCGGCACUGAAAUAAGAGAAAUCAAUUUGUCUUUGCUCGACUUUCUAUACAUUCAAGCCAUUAAAUUUACAGGGAAAUUUGGGCAAGUAAUAGCGCCCUCUAUGUAGAUUGCAUUUUGUAACACUGAUUUCUAUUCAGUUGUGAGGUACAAGAACGUAAUGUUCAAUAUGUAAUUGAAAGUUCUGUACUGUAUAGGCCUAUAAAUAGUCUGUAUUUUGACAUCCGAUAUUGAUAUAAUCAGAAUAAAACUUUUGGUUUACUAGACCUUUUUGAAGUCUUGAUGUUGCCAGUUAUAUUCGCUUUUGUGGAAGGUCAGAUGAAUCAAAGAAAAUGAACCAA